Messenger RNA from Numida meleagris (helmeted guineafowl), 1494 nucleotides. RefSeq names its product transcription factor AP-2 epsilon (gene TFAP2E). Gene Ontology annotation, biological process: anatomical structure development; regulation of cell population proliferation; regulation of transcription by RNA polymerase II. Gene Ontology annotation, molecular function: DNA-binding transcription factor activity, RNA polymerase II-specific; RNA polymerase II transcription regulatory region sequence-specific DNA binding. Gene Ontology annotation, cellular component: nucleus. Bases 1 to 1314 code for a protein of 437 amino acids. The transcript has 8 exons. The record is from RefSeq and is a predicted model, not a curated record. Lineage: Eukaryota; Metazoa; Chordata; Aves; Galliformes; Numididae.
AUGCUGGUGCACAGCUACCCGGGCAUGGACCGCGCCGAGGGGCUGCCCGGGGCGUCGGCCGGGGCCCGCCUGCCGCAGCUGCCCGCUCUCAACCAGGCGCCCUACGGCUCGGCUCCGCCGCUCUGCCACACGCCCGCCGCCGACUUCCAGCCGCCCUACUUCCCCCCGCCGUACCCGCAGCCGCCGCUGCCCUACCCGCAGGGCCAGGAGCCCGCUUACCCGCACCUGGCCGACCCGUACGCGGCGCUCAGCCCUCUGCACCAGCACCAGCAGCCCGCCUGGCCCCCGCAACGCUCCCGGCAGGACGACGCGGGGCUGCUCUCGCAGACGCACCGGGCCCUGGGGCUCGACCCCCGCCGCGAGUACCCCGCCGUGCCCCGCCUGCUCCACGGGCUGCCCGACGGCGGCCACGGCCUCCCCGACGGCCCGCUGGGCCUGCACGGCCUCGGGCACCACGGCCUCGAGGAGAUCCAGGCGGCGGACGACGGCGGGAUGAACCUGCUCGAUCAGUCCGUCAUCAAGAAAGAUUAUGUAGAUCUGAGCCGCACGAAUUCAGGCGCCAACGGCACCAUUCCCUCCCUGAUGAACAAGGACGGGCUGAUCGGAGGGGUGACGAACCCCAACGAGGUCUUCUGCUCGGUGCCCGGCCGCCUCUCGCUGCUCAGCUCCACCUCCAAGUACAAGGUGACGGUGGGGGAGGUGCAGAGGCGGCUCUCGCCCCCCGAGUGCCUCAACGCCUCCCUCCUCGGCGGGGUCCUGCGCAGGGCAAAAUCGAAAAACGGGGGUCGGUGUUUGAGGGAAAGGUUGGAGAAAAUCGGCCUCAAUCUUCCCGCAGGACGGCGCAAAGCUGCCAACGUCACCCUGCUGACAUCGCUGGUGGAAGGUGAAGCCGUCCACCUGGCCCGGGAUUUUGGCUACGUGUGCGAAACAGAGUUCCCAGCCAAGGCAGCAGCAGAGUACCUGUGUCGACAGCACUCCGACCCCACGGAGCUCCACACCAGGAAGAACAUGCUGCUGGCCACCAAGCAAAUUUGCAAAGAGUUCGCAGACCUGAUAGCGCAGGACCGCUCGCCGCUGGGGAACAGCCGCCCCUCGCUGAUCCUGGAGCCCGGCGUGCAGAGCUGUCUGACUCAUUUCAGCCUCAUCACCCACGGCUUUGGCGGCCCGGCCAUCUGCGCGGCGCUGACCGCCUUCCAGAACUACCUGGUGGAGUCCCUCAAGGGGCUGGAUAAAAUGUUCAUCAGCAGCACGGGGAACGGGCACGCGGCCGGAGACUCCAAAGCGUCAGAGAAGGAAGCGAAGCAUCGGAAGUGAAGUGCUGACCCCAUCCCCUGCCCGGGGAGCUCCCACCGCCGGAGGAAGGGCAGCGGUGCCGGGAGGAAGCGGCGCGGCGCUUUCUGAACUCGGGGUGAAACUCGUAACGCAAACAACGAAGAGGGAGAAACGACUGAAGGGAUUGAGGAGGAAGAAAACAACUCUGACGGACGCACUGAG